AUGAAGUACUCGGCGUUCGCAAUUGCCAUCCUUUGUGCGCUGAGUGAAUUAUCAAAGGCAGAGCGAUCAUAUACUGUGAAAAAUGAAGGUGUCGAACAUUUCAAUGGCUUUAAGGAGACCAAAUUUCAUAUGAGUGAAAUAAAAUUAAUCGGCCGACAACGUCUACUUAACGGCACCAUUACAUUCGACGAAGACAUGGCUAGCGAUCACUACAAGGUUCAAGUAGAGCUAUUUUCCUCACCACAGGGCGAUGAUCAGUUCAAGCGAUUGCCUAUGGGUGUGCCGCGCACCACCAUUUGUGAGGGCAUCAAAGGUUAUUAUGGCCAAGUGCUGCAGCCGUCGUUUAUUCAAGGCAAGAUUACCAAUUUCCCAGUUGUAACCCAGGCUGGUCUUUGUCCUAUACCAAAAGGUGAAUACUACAUAAAAAAUUUGGAAUUCGACACUGAAUCUUGGCCAAAUCAAAUACCGCGUGGCAUUAUAAAAGGCGUCCUAACUAUUUUCAAAGACGAGUUAAAUGUUGGUGGGGGUGCAUUUUAUCUGCGUGUCGAAGAUCGCGACUAA
Rhagoletis zephyria (snowberry fruit fly) is the source of this 561-nucleotide messenger RNA. RefSeq lists its product as uncharacterized. Lineage: Eukaryota; Metazoa; Arthropoda; Insecta; Diptera; Tephritidae. The record is from RefSeq and is a predicted model, not a curated record.